Messenger RNA from Arachis duranensis, 814 nucleotides. Its product is annotated as peptide chain release factor 1, mitochondrial-like. Gene Ontology annotation, biological process: translational termination. The record is from RefSeq and is a predicted model, not a curated record. Lineage: Eukaryota; Viridiplantae; Streptophyta; Magnoliopsida; Fabales; Fabaceae. Bases 1 to 645 code for a protein of 214 amino acids. The transcript has 7 exons. Gene Ontology annotation, molecular function: translation release factor activity.
AUGUCAUUAGUAAAAAAUGAGAAAUUCUACUAUGUUGAAAGAGGAUUUCUUUCUCAGCCGGAAAUAUCACCAUCAGAAUAUGCAAGAGCUAAUAAGGAGCUGAGCGGUUCGUUACACCUUAUUACUCAGUUGAGGGCUAAACAGAAGGAAAUUGAUGGCUUGAAGUCACUGGUGGUUGAAUGUUCCGGUGACAAAGACAUGAUUAAUAUGGCGACAGAGGAAAUGAGGCAGGCCAUAGAGGAAGAACGAAGAUUGCAACAUUUGCUGUUGAAGUCCUUACUUCCUAAGGACGGUGCUGAUGAAAGAAACUGCAUUUUGGAGGUCAGAGCAGGCACUGGUGGGGAGAAGGCUUCUUUGUUUGCAAUGGACAUCUUCAAAAUGUACGAAAAGUAUGCUCACAAGAAUGGCUGGAAAUUUGAAGUAGUAGAUAUUGCUCAAUCAGAUCUUAAAGGAUACAAGAGAGUUCCUGUGACAGAAAAAUCAGGACGAGUUCAUUCCAGUGCUGUUUCUGUUGCAAUCCUCCCUCAGGCUGAUGAGGUUGAUGUUCAAUUGAAGAAUGAAGACCUAAAAAUUGAUACCUACAGAUCUAGUGGUUCGGGUGGUCAGCAUGCAAAUACAACAAACAGUGCUGUUAGAACUUCUUAAAUUUAGGGUUGACUACUUCAAAUAACAAAUUAAAAAGGUUGGUGAUAUCUUUUCUUUGUUGGAGUCCGAAACGGUGGAACACUUUCUCUGAAAUUGUAGAAUUGAGGACAGAGCUGCAGAAAAAAGCUUUUCAUCUCAACAAACAAUAACUGUCACUGAAUUACACCGC